This is a messenger RNA of Carassius gibelio (silver crucian carp), 3627 nucleotides long. RefSeq lists its product as uncharacterized. The transcript has 6 exons. The record is from RefSeq and is a predicted model, not a curated record. NCBI's taxonomy places the organism in Eukaryota, Metazoa, Chordata, Actinopteri, Cypriniformes, Cyprinidae. The coding region runs from base 479 to 1684 and encodes 401 amino acids.
AUGGCAUAGCUCGCAUAGGCUACAGGACGCCUGCUCCUUAAUGCUUAAGAGAUGGUUUCUCCAUAACAUAGCUCAACAUCUAUUCAUGUCAUACGCAUAGCCUAAUUCUAAAAUUCAGAAUGGGUGGUGGGUUCGAGCCCCGCUCGGAGCGAGUGCGAGAAGCGUUAGAAAGAACCCGGGAGAGAGAGGUUAGGCUGUGCGUAUGUUUCUCAUAGGCGAAACCUAUAGCUACAUUUCCUACAGACGCGGAUGAUUCAGCCGUUUUAGAUACACGGCUGCGCCUCUUGCUUUUCUUGUCUCUUUCAGCGUAUUCGAAUUCAGCAUAUAAUUCAGAUACAAAUCAUCAUCAGUGUUAAAGUCUUUAUUUAAAAGUCGCUGUUUCUCUCUGUUAGUCGGCUCACGCUGCGGCUCAGACAGAGAGCACUGACAAACAGAGAGGAAAGGACAUUAAUAACAUUAUAUUCAACUCUACAUCAAGAUGAACAGGGCACUUGAACUCUCUCUUUUCACAUGUUUCGUGAUUGGUGUGUUUGGUGAUGUAGAUGAAGUGGUGUCAGUGUCAGUGAUGGAGGGAGAUUCUGUCACUCUACGCUCUGAUGUUACUGAUGUACAUGAUGUGAUCGAGUGGAGGUUUCAAGGAUUUCUCAUUGCUAGAGUCAACAGGGAGUCUAAUAAGGUCUCAAAAAAGAUUACUUAUUAUGGAGGGUUCAAAGACAGACUGGAGCUGGACAAUCAGAGUGGAGAUCUCAAAAUUAAAAAUAUCAGAAACACAGACACUGGAGAAUAUAAACUAAAGAUUACCAGCACAGAAUCAUCCUCAAAGAUCUUCAACAUCACUGUUGUGUCUGAUCCUCGGUCUGACGGAGUGACGGUUGUGUCAGUGAUGAAGGGAGAUUCGGUUGUCCUACACACUGGUGUUCCUAAAAUACAGAAUGACGAUGAGAUACUAUGGAGAUUUAGAGAUAAAGAUGUUAUUGCUAAAAUGAAGAAAGAUGAACACAUCUUCUCUACAUAUGAUCAUAUUGCUGAUGGUAUAUUCAGAAGCAGACUGCACCUGAAUCUUCAGACUGGAGAUAUCAUCAUCAGGGACAUCAGAAACAGCACUUCUGGACUUUAUGAAGUUGAUUUCAAGAAGAGCAGCUACACCACACACAAGUCAUUCAAUGUUAUUGUCAGUGAUCAGCUGAACAGAGUGCAAGUGAAGGAGGGAGUUUUUGUCACUUUGGGAUCUGGUCUUACUAAUGUAGAAGGAGAUGAUCUGGUUCAAUGGAGAUUUGAACAUGAAGACCAUGUCAUAGCAAAAAUCAACAAAUCAGCUUCAUCAUCCUCUACAUUUGAUGGGGCUACUGGAAGAUUCAGAGGCAGACUGGAGCUGGAUGGUGAAACUGGAUCUCUGACCAUCAGAAAGAUCGCAUCUGAACACAGUGGACUCUAUCACCUCGAUAUCACUGGCAGCAAACACGCCAUAUUCAAGAAAUUCAUUGUUUUUGUCUGUGCUGUUACAGAUCCAGGUCUGUCUCCAGCUGCUGUAGCAGGGAUUGUUGUUGGUGUUGGUGUUUUUCUGCUCGUGGUUGCAGCUGCGAUUUACUAUUACCACUGGAGAAGAAAUGGCAAGUAUCACCUAUAUCUUAAAGCAAAAGGAAAACAUUUCUAUUUUGCUAAAUUAGCAUUUAACUGUGUGUAAUUGAUUUUUAAAUUAGCCACGGGAAGAAAUGGAGUUCCUGCAGCUCAAUAGAAAUUCCAAGAGUGUGUUUGCUGACAAGAGCAUCCCAAUGGAAAAGAAAAAUUAAAACAGCUAGGGCAAAGGUUUGCUUUUGACAUUGGAGAAGACAUAAGAGCAGAGUACCCCCUCCACAUCUCUGUGUCAUCUAAACUCUUAAUUUAUAGCUUAUGGUAACCUACUUAUUUAUAACUUAUUAUUUAUAUUUAUAAUUCAUAAACAGUUUUUUUAAUGUUUGUAGGCUCUCUUUCACAGAUAAUAAUUACACAAUUUAGAUUUUGUGAACCAACGACACUACAGCAGCAUCAGAGCACUGGGUGUCUUAAUCAUGCUUAACUUUAUUUUAAUGUUAAUCGAAUUGGACCCAGGAUUAUUAUGAAAGAAAACUCUGCUGUUGCUAAUGAAACUUUCAAGCGCAUCUGAUUGACAGAAAAACCACAUGUUCUUAUAGUUUAAUAACAUUAAGUUAAAGUUAAGAAGUGAAAGUGACGUGACAUUCAGCCAAGUAUGGUGACCCAUACUCAGAAUUCGUGCUCUGCAUUUAACCCAUCCAAAGUGCACACACACACGCCCACAGCAGUGGGCAGCCAUUUAUGCUGCGGCGCCCGGGGAGCAGUUGGGGGUUCGAUGGCUUGCUCAAGAACUGUACAUGCACUCCCCCCACCUACAAUUCCUGCCGGCCCGAGACUCGAACUCACAACCCAUACAUUGGGAGUCCGACUCUCUAACCAUUAGGCCACGACUUCCCCAAAAGACUGUCCGCGGCGAUCCAAGGCCACACUACAGAGCACCGCUCACAUAGUUUACUACUAAAUCAUAUUAUAUUUGUCCCAAUUCGUUUUAAUAUACAUAAUGACUUAAUCCUAGGUUGGAAGACUGUUGGUCAUGAUCUUUCUGCACAUCGUUUGUCUGUUACGUCCGUAUGCUUUAUAUAGAGUUAAUAAUAGCCAUAUAUCAACCUUUCUUUUUCCAUUUGCUCUGUUUUGCAUCCAGUGUGCGACUGCCUUAUGUGCAUAUUCUGCCCAGUGUAUUAAAUGUACGUCCUUGAAAGCACGCCCCUUGCGCAAGCACAUGUUAAAUAAUAAAUAUUUAAGAAAUAGAUAAAUAAUGGACCUCUAUUUAAACAUGUGCUUGCGUGAGGGUCAUUAACGUAGUGACAUCAACGUGAUGACGCAAGCAACUAUGAAGAUCGACAAUAUUAAUUCUGUAUAUUACCAAAGACCAAAGAUAAUUACCACCAUGAUAAGAUAGAUACUUUAUGCAAUUUAUUUAAUCCUGCGCUUAUCGCAAGCCACUUUAGCAUUUAAAACUUUGGUUUGACUAUCCAUAAAUAGAUAGAUAAAUAUAAUUUAAUAUAGGAACAAUUGUAUUUUGAUGAGUCAUAAUUGUAAUUCAACUAGUCACAAUGACAAUAAGAAAUAUCUGCAAUUGUAAUUGUACUUGUAAGAAAUUUGAUAAGAGAUAUCUCUAAAUACUUUGUGACUAGUCAAAACUCCAUUUAAGAUAUCUGUAAUUAAGUUGGCUUGAGAAACUUCUUAUAAUUAUUCUUCUGAGACUAAAAUUUCCAUUCUAACUCCUCCUGGGAACUUUAACUCGACAGACUCCAAACUCAGCCCAGAUCUUCAGACUGAUCUGAAGUUAGCUGCUAUAUCUUUUCUAACUGAUUGGAUUUAUGGUUUUCGUAAAAAUGAAUAUUAAAUAUCUAAAAAAUCCCAUAGACUUUCAUUCAUGGAAUGUGCAGAUGAGCCAAGCUCCAAAGCCCAUUAGACUCAAUCAAGCUCUAUCUAUCUAUCUAUCUAUCUAUCUAUCUAUCUAUCUAUCUAUCUAUCUAUCUAUCUAUCUAUCUAUCUAUCUAUCUAUCCUAGCAAAAUGGUAAUGAUGUUACAAAUAUGCUAGUCACAUGCUAA